Paramecium tetraurelia is the source of this 832-nucleotide messenger RNA. RefSeq lists its product as uncharacterized. The record is from RefSeq and is a predicted model, not a curated record. NCBI's taxonomy places the organism in Eukaryota, Ciliophora, Oligohymenophorea, Peniculida, Parameciidae. The transcript has 3 exons.
AGAAACAUUAAGGACCUAAAUGAUGAACGAAAUCAGCAUUGUUUCACUCAGUCAACUCCUCAACAACAUCCAUCUAUCGCAAUCCCACAUCGACGAAGCUGCCAGAUUCUACAUUAGACACAGCAAUGAUCAGAAGUCUCAGCAAUCUUUAUGUGAAGAGUGGUGCAAUCACUUCCAUUUCGCAAAAGGAAAUGUGGAUGGAGAUAAAGUAAUCAUCUCAUUACUUCACAUGGCCCAAAGAGUCAUUGAAUCUGUCAUUAGAUUUGAGGGAGCAUAUGCUACGAUGAGGGAUGCUUUCAAGAAACAAAUUAUCAAGGCUUUCACAUUACUGAAGGACCACAAUUCCUCGUAGGAUUUGAAAUAAUAAAUCAAAGAUCUUCUUAAACAGUGGGAGGAAAAACAGAUCUUCUCCAAAUCAGACAUUUCCAUUAUGGUCGAAACCAUUGAUCCAAAUAGAGUUAGCAAAGACAAAAUCAAAACUCAAUUUGCGCCACCUCAUUAUUUGAUCAACUAUGCCAAAAAUUAUAAGGAUUUACAAAUUCGAUUACAAAAGAUGCAGGAGUAUGAGACCAAACUGGAUGAUCUAAUUAAUAAUGGAGCCCAAGAUAAAGUCAAUCUCUAUGAUCAGCAAUUGGAACAAUAUACCAAGUCUGUUGAAAGUGUUUAAAAGUAUAGACAGCUAGUGAUCAAAGACAUCAUUGAUGAAUUGAAGGAACUAGACAAAAUACACUCCAAAAGCAUCAUCGAUUUGAAAUACAUUGCAUAAAGAGUAAAUAAUUUGAAGGCAAAGAAAGAAAAAAGAAUUUAAAAUGAAUAUUAUAAUGAUUAAUGA